ACCGACUGACCCGUUAAUACAGCCGGCGUAUACAUCCCCCAUUGCACUUUGAGGCAGAUCCCAUGCCCAUCUCUGACGUGUUGGCACAUGCUCACGGGCGUAUGCAGGAAGCAUUCCCUCCAACCGUCCGACACGGUUCUGACACAGGUCAUCCCAAUCACCUCACCUCUCAAUCGCUCGACAGUCUAAGCUCAACCGUCAAGUCUCUCUCUGUCUGAGGAGUCUCUGCUUCGAAGCUCGAUCUCCAUGACGGGAAGGUACUCCGUCCUCUUCUGCUCCGUCCUCCUCCUCUCCGCCGCUGCCGUCCACUCCCGCCGCGUCCUCAAGCUCUCCCAGCCUGCGGAUCCGAUCUCCGAUGGAAUUGAUGCCGGCCGGCGCGACUCGUACCUCCUCCUACCGCGGAGCUUCUCCGCGGCGUCGGAUUCCUGCGACCAGACGUACGGGUUCAUGCCCUGCACGUCCACCUGGAUCGGCAACCUCUUCCUGAUCCUUGUGUACGGCUAUCUAAUGUACUUGGCCGCGACGUUCCUCUCGAGCGGAAGCGAGCUGCUGUUGGAAAUUCUGGGGCCGGGGCUCAUCGGCGGUUUGUUCCUUCCAAUUCUCGGCGCUCUCCCCGACGCCAUGCUCAUUCUCGUUUCUGGACUCUCUGGGACCGCAGCAACUGCACAAGAACAGGUUUCUGUUGGGAUGGGCUUACUGGCCGGAUCGACUGUCAUGCUUCUUACGGUUAUAUGGGGAUCUUGUGUCCUUGUUGGCAAACGUGAUUUGCAAGAUUCAGUGGCUGUAGAUAAAGUUGAUACAAAGGGAUUUAGUCCAACAGGUUCUGGUGUUACCGUUGACGAUUGGACGAAGUAUGCUGCUUGGAUAAUGGCCAUCUCAGUCAUACCAUUUAUUAUUGUUCAAGUUCCUCAAUUUAUGAGUUCCACUUCGGGAAGGCACUUGGCAGUCUUGAUCGCUCUUAUAGUCUCCUUGGCGUUGUUGGUUUCGUACUGCCUUUAUCAAGUCUUUCAGCCAUGGAUUCAGAAGAGGAAACUUGAUUAUGUAUCCCGCAAGCAGGUCAUCUUUGGAUUUCUGAGGCAUGUGAAAAGGCGUGCUCUCGGGAAGCUUUUCACUGGUGACGGUGAAGUAAACAAAGAAGCCAUAGAAAAGCUAUUCAGAACAAUUGAUGAGGAUAACGAUGAUUUUAUUUCCGCCACUGAACUGAAAGCACUAAUUGUAGGAAUCAACUUUGAAGAAAUAGAUUUGGAUGAAGAUGAUGCUGUAAAAAAGAUAAUGGAAGAUUUCGAUACAGAUACUGACUCAAAGCUUGAUUUGGAAGAGUUUGUCAAUGGCAUCACGAGGUGGCUCAAGAAGGCAAUCCGUUCAGGGGAUGCUUCUAGUGCAAGAAAUUUUGGCACAAUGAAGUUACUUGAUGACGCGCACCUUCAAACAAAGCGAGAGCAUGCUCAAUUGGCCAUGGGGGACCAAAAUGGUGAGGUUGCUGAGGGAGUCGACAUUCCCAAAUGGACCUCUCUGAAAGCUGUACUUCUAUUGGUUCUGGGAACUCUUAUAGCUGCUGCAUUCGCCGAUCCCUUGGUAGAUGCAGUUGAUAAUUUCUCAGAUGCAACUGGUAUCCCUACUUUCUUCAUCUCCUUCAUUGCUCUGCCUUUGGCCACUAACUCAAGUGAGGCCGUGUCAGCAAUUAUCUUUGCCAGCCGAAAAAACAAGAUAACAUCCUCCCUAACAUUCUCUGAGUUAUAUGGUGCGGCGACCAUGAACAAUGUUCUCUGCUUGGCAGUCUUCUUGGCCCUAGUCUACGUGAGAGAAUUGACAUGGGACUUCACAGCUGAAGUGCUGGUAAUUCUCAUAGUGUGCAUCGUGAUGGGUCUCUUUGCGAGCUUCCGCACCACGUUCCCUCUUUGGACAUCUUCCAUUGCCUUCCUACUCUAUCCAUUCUCGCUGGCACUGGUUUAUGUCCUUGAUUACGUUGUCGGUUUGUCGUAGAUGCACUCUUAGAAGGCGUUUGAACAAAUAAUCUUAUUAUUUUUGGCUUAUCUCUUUUAGGAGGUCCUGCUAGAUGAGAGGGACUAGGUUUUUCUGGUGUUAUUUUGGUGUGAGAGAACGUUUUGUAGUAAGCGGAUUAAUGCAAGAACUGCUCUUGAGUAUUUAACUUUGGUUCUUUGUUGAUGCA
Molecule: messenger RNA, 2170 nt
Organism: Punica granatum (pomegranate)
Lineage: Eukaryota; Viridiplantae; Streptophyta; Magnoliopsida; Myrtales; Lythraceae
Source: RefSeq, a predicted model, not a curated record